Messenger RNA from Papaver somniferum (opium poppy), 1745 nucleotides. RefSeq lists its product as uncharacterized. The transcript has 2 exons. NCBI's taxonomy places the organism in Eukaryota, Viridiplantae, Streptophyta, Magnoliopsida, Ranunculales, Papaveraceae. Bases 541 to 1110 code for a protein of 189 amino acids. The record is from RefSeq and is a predicted model, not a curated record.
CAAGCAUCUUAUGGAGUUUCAAUGGUUGAUGACAAACAUGAUACCUAAUGGGGCUAAUGCAGAUGAAGGAAUGUUGCGUGCUUUUCCUUUCUCUUUACUCGAUGCAGCUAAAGAUUGGGUAUAUUACUUACCGCCUGGUAGUAUUACAACAUGAAAUGGGUUGAAGAAACUUUUCUUGGAGAGAUAUUUUCCUGCAUCGAAAGCGACUCAAAUUCGCAAGGAGAUUUGUGGGAUGAAACAAAGUGUGGGGGAAUCGUUGUAUAGAUGUUGGGAACGGUACAAGAGAUUGGUAGCAAGCUGCCCUCAUCACCAAUUUAGUGACACAAUGAUUAUCCAAUACUUCUAUGAAGGUCUCCAAGCAAGUGAUAGGAAUCUUAUUGACGCUGCAAGUGGUGGUGCACUUAUGAACAAGAAGGUGACACAUGCUAGAGAGUUGAUUGAGAGUAUGGCAGCAAAUUCUCAACAAUUUCAAGUCGUGGGUCAGAACCACCUACCAAGGGAGUUAAUCAAGUUGACGAGAUUAUUGAAUUACGUCAACAAAUGAGCAAUAUGAUGGCAAUGAUGCAACAAAUUGCAGCAGUGGUUGUAAAACCAUCACGCCCAGCUUAUGAGAACGUAGAGCAUGUCAAUGCUAUAUUCUCAACUCAGCCGUAUGGUAUUUACUCCAACACUUACGAGCAAGUUGCAAGUACAAGUUCUGUUUACAACCAUCCGAGUGAGUUCCAACAACAAGUGCAGCAACCGCAACAAGCCCAAAAGUCAGAAUUGGCAAAGAUGGUUACUUUUGUGGAGGCUCUAAUGUCCGUGGUACAGCAAAAUCAACAACUAGUGAACUUAAAUCAGCAGAAAACGGAUAAUGCAAUUAAGGAGUUGCAAUCACAAGUUGGUCAACCACAACAACAACAACCUCAAAAUCAAGGGUCCAAUAUGGAAGAGUUGCUGAAAUCUUUUAUGCAAAGAACGGAGGGUGCGGUCAAGGACUUGCAAACACAAGUUGGUUCGAUGGCCUAUGAGAUUAAUCAUUUGCAUGCAAAAAAUGGUUCGUUAAAGCUAAUAGAAACGUGGAGCAAGAUAGGGAUAUUUGGGAUGUUUUUAAGAAGGUCCAAGUGAAUAUUCCACUCAUUGAAGUAAUUAGACAAUCUCCUCGCUAUGCAAUGUGUGUAAAGGAAUUGUGCACUAACCAGCACAAGUUAACUGGUAAUGAGGUAAUGAGUGUGGGGGGAGAAUGCUUCGGCAUAUCUUCGAAAGAAACUCCCACCUAAAUUGAAGGAUCCCGGUAGUUUCACAAUUUCAUGCACAAUUGGUAAAACGAGGUUUACAAAAGCUAUGUUAGAUUUAGGAGCUUCUAUUAAUUUUAUGCCUACUUCUAUUUAUGAUGCUUUAAACCUUGGUCCUCUUAAGAAAACCGGCAUAGUUAUUCAACUUGCCGAUAGAUCUAAUAUUUAUCCGAAAGGGAUUGUUGAGGAUGUUUUGGUGCAGGUAAAAGGACUAAUAUUUCAAGUGGAUUUCUACGUUUUAGACAUGAGUGAUGUGAAUUCAUCCUCGUCUACACCUUUACUGUUGGGUGGACCUUUUUGAGUACCGCUAGAACGAAGAUUGAUGUCCACAAUGGCACCUUGACUAUGGAGUUUGAUGAAGAAGUCAUACACUUCAACAUCUUUGAGGCGACGAAACACCCAAGUACCAUUCAAUCAUAUUUCCAUAAUGUGUUGGAAGCCGUCUAAGGCGCAGAAAGCAAGGAGAUA